Molecule: messenger RNA, 554 nt
Organism: Musa acuminata subsp. malaccensis (wild Malaysian banana)
Lineage: Eukaryota; Viridiplantae; Streptophyta; Magnoliopsida; Zingiberales; Musaceae
Source: RefSeq, a predicted model, not a curated record
CUUUGCUCUCUCUUAUACAUCACGGUGUUAACAUAAGACACCACCACGCCCACGCCCUCGGCGACCCACCACUGACGCGAUCCAAGGCAAUGGACCGAGACGACCUGAAGAGAGGUAGAGAAGAGCAGGAAGAGAGAGGAGGAGCCGGCGUCACACCAGCGGUUGUGUCGAAGAAGAAAAAGAAGAAGAAGAAGAAGAAGAAGAAGGGGAAGAGGAACGAGACGGCGGAGGGCGUCUCCGAGAGCUGCCGGGUAGGCACCGUCGACGUGUUCCGCCCGCCGGGGCUCUUCGAGUUCCCGUGGCAAAAGGGCGAGCGCCUGCUGGUGCCGGAGCCCGACGGCUGGGACCUCCGCGACGUCUUCUUCUCGUCCCUCGUCGAUGGUUGCUCCGCCGCCAUCGGGGUUCCCGGCGACCGGCUUUCUCCCGCCGCCCGACACCCGUUCGUCCUUCUCGAGGAGCCGUCCGACGGGGAGGUGGACAGCGGCGUGGAUUGCAUCUGGAGCUCCGUCCUCCGCCAGCCACUGUCCAUGUACAGGAAAAGCUACACCGCGUGA